Hipposideros armiger (great roundleaf bat) is the source of this 5657-nucleotide messenger RNA. RefSeq names its product structural maintenance of chromosomes 1B (gene SMC1B). The transcript has 25 exons. Gene Ontology annotation, biological process: sister chromatid cohesion. Gene Ontology annotation, cellular component: chromosome; meiotic cohesin complex; nucleus. Lineage: Eukaryota; Metazoa; Chordata; Mammalia; Chiroptera; Hipposideridae. Gene Ontology annotation, molecular function: DNA binding; ATP hydrolysis activity; protein binding. Bases 53 to 3769 code for a protein of 1238 amino acids. The record is from RefSeq and is a predicted model, not a curated record.
CGCUUUUCCCGCCUUCGUGUGAAGACGCGCCUGAGGCGCAGAAGGCGCAGCCAUGGGUCACCUGGAGGUCUUGGUCGUGGAGAACUUUAAGUCGUGGCGGGGCCACCAGGUCAUUGGCCCGUUCAGAAGAUUCACCUGUAUCAUCGGCCCCAACGGCUCGGGAAAAUCUAACGUAAUGGAUGCACUUAGUUUUGUAAUGGGAGAGAAAACAGCUAAUUUAAGAGUGAGAAAUAUUCAAGAACUUAUUCAUGGAGCACAUAUUGGAAAACCUGUUUCUUCUACUGCAAGUGUAAAAAUUGUAUAUGUGGAGGAAAGUGGAAAAGAGAAAACAUUUGCAAGAAUUAUCCGAGGGGGAUGCUCAGAAUUUCAUUUUGAUGAUAAUCGUGUGAGUCGUUCUGCUUACAUAGCAGAGUUGGAAAAGAUAGGUAUAAUAGUCAAAGCACAAAACUGUCUAGUUUUUCAGGGAACUGUAGAGUUGAUUUCAAUGAAAAAACCCAAAGAAAGAACCCAGUUUUUUGAAGAAAUCAGUACCUCGGGAGAGCUUAUAGGAGAAUAUGAGGAAAAGAAAAGAAAGUUACAGAAAGCUGAAGAAGAUGCACAGUUUAAUUUUAAUAAGAAAAAAAAUGUAGCUGCAGAGCGCAAACAUGCAAAAUUAGAGAAAGAAGAGGCAGAGCGCUACCAGAGUCUCCUUGAAGAACUGAAACUAAACAAGAUAGAACUGCAGCUUUUCCAACUAUAUCAUAAUGGGAAAAAAAUUCAGGUUCUGAACACUGAGUUAGAGCGUAUGAAUGAGGACUUGAGUGUCACAAGAGAGUCUCUUUCUCGUCAUGAACACAUAGUGAAAGCCAAGAAAAAGGAACAUGGAAUGCUAACUAGACAACUACAACAAACAGAAAAAGAAUUAAAAUCUCUUGAAGCACUUUUAAAUCAGAAGAGGCCUCAAUACAUUAAAGCCAAAGAAAACACUUCUCACCAUCUCAAGAAAUUAGAUGUGGCUAAGAAAUCAAUAAAAGACAGUGAAAAACAGUGUUCUAAACAGGAAGAUGACAUAAAAGCCCUAGAGAAAGAGCUGGCUGAUUUAGAUGGUGCAUGGAAAAGCUUUGAGAAGCAGAUUGAGAAGGAAGUCUCUCGUGAAGUGCGAGACGUUGAAUUAGAAGCCAGUCAGCUCAAUAGAUAUAAAGAACUUAAGGAACAAGUAAGAAGGAAAGUGGCUAUAAUGACCCAACAAGUGGAAAAACUGCAGUGGGAACAGAAGACUGAUAAAGACAGAUUGGCGUUAGAAAAGAGGAAGCUUGGAGAAGUUCAGGGAAAUCUAAAACAAAUAAAAGAACAAAUAGAAGAUUAUAAAAAACGAAUAGAGAAGUUGGAGGAGUAUAUAAAAACAUGCAUGGAUUGCUUGAAAGAGAAAAAACAGCAAGAGGAAACCCUGGUGGAUGAAAUUGAAAAAACAAAAUCAAGAAUUUCUGAAAUUAAUGAAGAGAUGAAUCUUAUUAGAGGUGAACUGCAGAAUGCUGGAAUCGAUAACCACGAGGGAAAACGCCAGCAGAAGAGAGCAGAAGUUCUGGAACGCCUUAAAAGACUUCACCCAGAUUCCGUGUUUGGAAGAUUGCUUGACCUGUGUCAUCCGAUUCAUAAGAAAUACCAGCUGGCUGUUACGAAGCUUUUCGGCCGGUACAUGGUUGCCAUUGUUGUAACCACUGAAAACGUAGCAAGAGACUGUAUUCGAUUUCUGAAGGAGGAAAGAGCUGAGCCUGAGACAUUUCUUGCUCUAGAUUUCCUUGAUAUCAAGCCAAUCAAUGAAAGGUUGCGGGAGAUUAAAGGCUGUAAGAUGAUGAUUGAUGUCAUAAAGACUCAGUUUCCUCAGCUGAAGAAAGUGAUUCAGUUUGUGUGUGGAAAUGGUCUCGUCUGUGAGACUGUGGAGGAAGCAAGGCACAUUGCAUUCCGUGGACCUGAAAGACAGAAAACGGUAGCUCUUGAUGGAACAUUAUUUUUAAAAUCUGGGGUGAUCUCUGGAGGGUCAAGUGACUUAAAAUACAAGGCUAGAUGCUGGGAUGAGAAAGAGUUAAAGAAUUUAAGAGACAGAAGAACCCAGCUAAUGGAAGAAUUAAAGGGUUUAAUGAAGAUGCUUCGCAAGGAAACCGACUUGAAACAAAUACAGACUCUGCUACAAGGAACUCAUACACGACUCAAAUAUUCACAAAGUGAACUAGAGUUGAUUAAAAAGAAGCGCCUUGCUGCUGUCUACCGGGAACAAUCUCAGCUACAAAGUGAACUACUAAAUAUUGAGUCUCAAUGUACCAUGUUGAGUGAAGGAAUCAAAGAACGGCAAAAAAGAAUUGAAGUAUUUCAAGAAAAGAUCAAUAAGGUUGAAGAUGAUAUUUUCCAACACUUCUGUGAAGAAAUUGGAGUGGAAAACAUUCGUGAAUUUGAGCAAAAACAUGUUAAACAACAACAAGAAAUUGAUCAAAAAAGAUUAGAAUUUGAGAAACAGAAAACUCGGCUUAAUAUUCAACUCGAAUACAGUCGCAAUCAAUUGAAGAAGAAACUAGAUAAUAUUAACACAUUAAAAGAAACUGUCCAGAAAGGUACAGAAGAGAUUGAUGACCUAAAGAAGGCUGAGGAGCAUUAUCUGCAAGCUGUGGAUGAGCUCAUGGCGAAGAGGCAGCAACUGCAGGACAAAUGUCUCGCUCAGAAUGCCACCGCUGAGAAAGUCCAAGCUCAAAUUGAAGAGGAACGGAAGAAGUUUUUGGCUGUUGAUAGGGAAGCGAGAAAACGGCAAAAAGAAGCUGUAAUCAUUCAGUCUUCUCUGGAACAGAAACGGCUGGAGAGGCAUAAUAUGCUGCUUGAUUGCAAAGUUCAAGACAUUGAAAUAAUUCUUUUGUUGGGGUCACUGGAUGACAUCAUUGAAGUGGAGCUAGGAACGGAAGCAGAAAGUACCCAGGCAACAGUUGACAUAUAUGAAAAAGAAGAAGCCAUUGAGGUAGACUACAGCUCUCUAAGAGAGGAUUUGAAGGAGCUGCAAUCCGAUGAAGAAGUCGAGGCCCACCUUAAACUCCUUCAGCAACAAGUGGCAUCCCGAGAAGAUGUCCUGCUGAGGACCACGGCCCCUAACCUAAGAGCCCUGGAGAACCUGAAGACUAUCCGAGACAAGUUUCAGGAGUCCACAGAGGCUUUUGAGUCCAGCAGAAAGGAAGCCAGAAUUUGUAGGCAAGAGUUUGAACAGGUGAAAAAGAGGAGAUAUGACCUUUUCAGCCAGUGUUUUGAGCACAUCUCAGUCUCAAUUGAUCAAAUCUACAAGAAGCUCUGCAGAAACAACAGUGCCCAAGCAUUUCUUAGCCCAGAUAACCCAGAAGAGCCUUACUUGGAGGGAAUUAGCUACAACUGUGUGGCCCCAGGCAAACGGUUCAUGCCGAUGGACAACUUGUCGGGGGGAGAGAAGUGUGUGGCGGCUCUGGCUCUGCUCUUCGCUGUGCACAGUUUUCGGCCGGCUCCAUUCUUUGUUUUAGAUGAAGUGGAUGCAGCCCUGGACAACACAAACAUUGGCAAAGUAUCAAGUUACAUCAGAGAGCAGACUCAGGAACAGACUCAGAUGAUAGUCAUUUCCCUGAAAGAGGAGUUCUAUUCCAAGGCCGAUGCCCUGAUAGGCAUCUACCCAGAGUAUGAUGACUGCAUGUUCAGCCGAGUGUUGACCCUCGAUCUUUCUCAGUAUCCAGACACCGACGGCGGAGAAAGCAGCCAGAGACAGCGGGAGAGUCCUGUGGGGACCUAGAGUGCCCUUGAGCGGCUGCCAGCCCAGGGCAAACAGGACAGCCCUGAGGCGGUCAGGGUCAUCGUUGUUCAGUUCCCACGCCAAUGUUCAAACAGCCCUGAAUAACAUACUCCUGGAACAAGCAAGACGGCCUGCGUGCCAUUCCAGGAAAAGCUUGUUACCAGCCAAAGAUGUGGUAGUUCGGUUCCAUUAGUGUUCAGGCCCCACCCCCACAGGUAGUUUCUGAGAGUUAGGUUUGCGUGAGUUUUGAAAAGAAACCAAAGGUACAAUUUUGUACCACAGUUUUAACUUCCAUUUUGAAAGCCAGUGAAAAAAUGUUAAAUUCUACAUCUUCACGCUGGUCUUGCCUUGUACGUUUAAUCUUUAAGGGAUACUCUUGGUUUCUAAGUAUACUAGUUACAGGGCGUUGCACCUGGGUUUUAUAAGAACUUAUUUCACAGACACUGAUGUCAAUAUUUAAAUUAUCAAUAAAAAAUAUUCAAAUUUCAAAUGUCUCCAAUCUACAUUUUAUGAACAAAAUUAAAAUUUUAUGUGAAAUUGAAUAACAUCUGCAUCAAUGCAAUCUAAAUUUUCCUAAAUAUAAUUUCUGUUAAGGAAAUACUGAAGAACACAGGCUUUCCCAGGUAACAACUGACUUCUCCACUUAAAUCCAUUGUUACAGGUGGGAAAAAAGUUGCAGAAUUUUCAGCCAUACUGCAUCUCCGUUUCAAAACGGCAUAAAAACAUCUGAGGCGCUGGUCAUCUCCUGUUUGUGGCCCAAGUACCAGCCAAGGAGUGGCCUCAAAUAACGGACUUGCUUCUGCACAUUCACGGUUUUGUGUAAACCGUGCACGCUGCGCCCACGAAACAGCUCAAGUCACCUGCNCCCCCCCCCCCUCAGCGCAUGCCGUGAACUGUAUGUAGCACAAGCCACCAUUUGUCCUUUGUUCCUGUUUCAGUCUUGGCAAUACCAUGUAAGUCACUGACUUUUCUGCCUUGAAAGACAUCGACUUAACAUUGAGGUGUCCCCUCAGUGCCACCUGUGCUCUGUGGACCCUUAUCCACCUGGGCUGUUCGCUCCCUUAACUUGGGACCCAGGUUGUCAGUAAGCCUUCAGAGCAGUCAGGUUAAGGCAACAUACUCAUUCCUGAAACUGCUGUGCUGUGCGAAGUCCCAGUGACAGCCGUCGGGCUUGGGCACCGUACCCCAAAACACAUAGGAACCUAAUCAGAUAAUAGCUGGUUUCCACACAUUAAAUGGUUAAGAAACGCCCAAGUACCAUAGGGUAAAUAUGGCGCUGGAUCUCAGAAGCCCUGAGGUGGCUUGUGAAGUGGGCAUCACGGGGGCAAGUGGUGAAAGGCGGUGUCCUGGGCUGGGCACAUUCCCAGCCUGGCUCCGCGCCCACGGCCCUCACCCAGCGCGGAGGUCAGCAGCUUCUCUAGGGCCAGCGAGCGGGUCUCAGGCUUCCGUGAGGCAGCCAGGAGGCUAGUAGGUAGGCGCCUGCCUAACAAUUUAAAACGUAACCACUUAAAAAGGAAAAAACACUGUAGCUGGAGACACUAACAGCCAGCCAGGCUUUGUCCCCAGGCGCCCCCCCCCCCCCCACGUCGUGUCUCACAGACAAAGCCACAGAGCAGAGGAGGCGUGUUCAAAAGUUUCCUUUCUAAUUUCUCAAUCAAGCUGGAGUGUGUAUUUGAAAACAAACCUUCCAGAACAGACUAGAUUCCUUCACUACAGGAGGCCUCCUUCCGGGAGCUGGGCCUCAGGCCCACUUUCAGAUUCACAGAGCCAUCCCUGAUGGCACUUUUUCAAUAGGUCUUAAAAAAAAACCAUGUAUAAUGUUGGCUUUUUUUUUUUUUAAACUAAACAGUCAAGCAAUCAUUUACUUGACUUCACAACUGAGGAGCCA